Molecule: messenger RNA, 9750 nt
Organism: Heterocephalus glaber (naked mole-rat)
Lineage: Eukaryota; Metazoa; Chordata; Mammalia; Rodentia; Bathyergidae
Gene: Mki67
Product: marker of proliferation Ki-67
Biological process (GO): regulation of chromosome segregation; regulation of mitotic nuclear division
Cellular component (GO): chromosome; nucleus
Molecular function (GO): protein binding
Source: RefSeq, a predicted model, not a curated record
GGGCGGGCACUGGGAGCCGCCUUGGCGUAGGGCGGCCUCGGCCGGCAACGCUGUAGUAGGCCGCGGGGACUACCGGGGAGACGGCGGGGGAAGGGUCUGCGGACCGGGGCGGAGCGAGAGCGGCCUUCAGGCGGCGUCCGAGUGGACGGCGCUGGGCUGCGCGGACGCGCGGGAGGCACCGGCGGCAGUGAGCGGAGACUGGAGCAGUGGAAGAGGUGCUUGCGAGAUUGCCUCUGCAAUUGAAACCCUCCUUCCUACCCGGAUUAGACUAGCAGCUAGUUUAGAAAAUGGGGCCCACGGCACGCCUUGUUACCAUCAAGAGGAGUGGGGUGGACGGCAUCCCUUUUCCACUGAGCCUUAGCACCUGCUUGUUCGGAAGGGGAACUGAAUGUGACAUUCGUAUCCAGCUUCCUGUAGUGUCAAAACAACAUUGCAAAAUUGAAAUCAAUAAGCAGGAGGCAAUACUGUAUAAUUUCAGUUCCACAAAUCCAACACAAGUAAAUGGGUCUGCUAUUGAUGAACCUGUACCACUAAGACAUGGGGAUAUAAUAACUAUUAUUGAUAGGUCUUUCAGGUAUGAAAAUGAAAGUCAUCAGAAAAGAAGCAAAUCACCUGAAUUUCCAGCAAAACUAGGUGAACAGAAAUCUACACGGCGUUCCUCAAGAGCAAGCUUCUCUGCUGACUUUGAUGGGAAAGAUCAAGAUUCCAAGGCCCAUUCAAACAUCACUGAAGGAAAUGCUUCAGGAAGGUCUGGAGUACAUGUCAAGGAACUCAAACGGAACAGUCUUACUUCAGAUGGCUCAAAGGACAGUGCUGGCCAGGAACCACUUAAGGCUCCUUCUUCAGAAUGUCCAAGACAUAGUAACAGGAAUGCAAGAAAUCCCACCACUGAGGAUUUUAAGGAAAAGUCCAGGGUAACUAUAGUGGGCUGCUACGGAGAACUGAAUUCUUUUCCUACUACACAGUUUCUUGACAAUGGCAAGAAAAAUGAGUCUCCCUUUAAGAAUCUCUAUCAGUCAAUAAAGGAAGAGUUUGGUGUAAAAUCACAAAGACAAAAUGUUGUGCAGUAUCGUAGAAAAUCAGAAUCACCAACUGCUUACACAGCAGAAAAGGAUGGCGCUAAUUGUUCACAGAAAGAGACUCAGCUAUUGAUGUCAUGUAAAUCAAGACCAAAGUCCAAUAGAAGCACCCACAUUAAUGGUGCUUCUUCACCUGUACCAGAAAUGAGCCAGGCUGAGGAAAACAAAAAUGAUGCAGAGCUUAUUCAGACUUCCAAAGAAGUUUUAAGUUCGAGCAUUUCUCUCUUUGAGGUGACAGUAAAGACCCCUGUGCAGCAUUCACAACAACAAAGAUCAUCACGGAAACGUAAGAGUGAAGACCUGCAUGUUACUGACAGAGAAGAAUCUGUGAAUCUGGAUAAGAAUGAGGAUGUGUCUUUGAAGAGAAGGCGUGUGUCCUUUGGUGGUCAUCUAAGACCUGAAUUAUUUGAUGAAAACUUGCCUCCUAAUACACCUCUCAAAAGAGGAGAAACACCAGCCAAGAGGAGGUCUCUUGGAACUCAUACUCCAGCUGUCCUAAAGAAAAUCAUCAAGGAGCAGCCUCAAUCAUCAGGAAAAGAAGAAUCUUCAGAAGUGAAAGCACACAAUGUAUGCAUAGAUGCUCAAGCUCCUAAUCCUAGAAUAACUUCCACAAGGACAAAUGAUCAAAAGGGAAGGUCAGUGAAGGCCUCCACUGCCUCUAAUAAUGGGAAAUCUCCACAUGAGACAGACAUGCCUAAGAAAGCAGGGAGGAAGAGUGGCCAUUUGGCUUCAAAGAGAGGGUCCAUCAGUCGAAGUCAGCAUGACAUUUUACAGAUGAUUUCUUCCAAAAGAAGAAGUGGUGCCUCUGAAGCCAAUCUAAUUGUUGCAAAAUCAUGGGCAGAUGUGGUAAAACUUGGUGCAAAACAAACACAAACGAAAGUUGUGAAACAUGGCCCUCAAAGGCAGAUGAACAAAAGACAAAGAAGACCUAAUACUCCAAAGAAGCCUUCGGUCAGUGUUCAUAAUCAGUUUAGUACAGGUCAUGCAAACUCUCCUUGUACCAUAAUAAUAGGGAAAGCUCAGAUUGAAAAAGUAAAUGUGCCUGCUCAGCCCUACAGAAUCCUGAACAGCUUUGUUUUCAACAAAAAAAUGGACUAUAAUGAAGAUCUCUCAGGGCUAACUGAAAUGUUUAAGACUCCAGUGAAGGAGAAGCCACAAAUGAGCACGUGUUCUGUCACAUUCUCCAAUUCAGACAAUUUCCUUGGAAAAAAGUCUAAAGUAAUUAGUUCAGGAGAAGAAUCUCUGUCCAUCCCUUCAGUGAAUUUAGGAGAAAAUGUGUACUCUAGUGCUCAGAAUGCAGCAGAAGAACCAUCUGAUAAAUGUUUUGAAAGUCCUAUGUUAAGAAGAAAGUGUAUAAAGGGAGAUGAAACGAUAGUAAAAACUCCUAAGAACUUCCAUAAAUUGACUCAUUUUAAGAUGAAAACUCCAGAUUCUAUGACAGAGCCUCUGACGACAGUAUCAAAUACAAAUAAGUUGAGAAGGUCUAUGGAGCUCAGAAAAAUGCAGAUGCUACCUGUAGAAAGUAAGAAUGAAAACAAAGAAGCAGACAUUACUGAGAACUUCAUAGGAAAAAGCCUGAGGAAGACACCACUUCGAGAAAAGGAAAAAGAGAGAGAGAUGAAGGAUAGUGAAAGAUCUUUAGAAACAUGUAAGGAAAAUGUGGAAUCAAAUGAAAAUUCUGGAAAGGUAACAACAGUGAGGCGAUCAAGAAGUGGGGGAAAGAAGUAUGAACCCACAGAUGACCUGACAGCCCUCAAGAGAACACCAGAAAGAGAACCCACGGAAUAUGUAUCAGGUACCCAAAUGAUUCUGCAAAAAACGGAUUGUGCUAAAGAAUCAACAAAUGAGGCAGGGACAACUACUAAAAUGCCCCGCAAAUCUUCACAGCCAGAACCAAUCCACUCUUCAACAAGCAGGAAGAGACAGCUAAAGACACCUCAGCGAAAAGUGGAUGUGAAAGAAGAGGUGCCUGCGCUGAGGAAGCACUCGAAAAUAUCAGAGGAAUAUACACACAUAGUAGGUGAUGAUAAAAGUAUGGAAGUGUUUAAGGAAACUCCAAAGCAGAAAUUGGACCCAGGAGUAUAUGCAACAGAAAUGAAGAGGUGGUCAAGAACGCCUAAAAAAUCCCAACCUCUGGAAGACCUAGCUGGCAUCAAAGAACUAGUCCAAACACCAGAACACUUAGAUGAGCCCGUACAUGAAUACAAACCUAAAGUGCCUUGUGGAUCUCCACAUACAAAAGCAAUGGAUACCCCAAGAAAGAAAAACACAUUGCUCAACACACUCCUGAGGAAAGUGGAUAUAAAAGAAGGGAAGGCCAUGCAUACCCCCAAAGCAACAGAAGGUGAUGACAAAGGCAUUAAAGCUUUCAAGGAAUCUGCAAAGCAAACACUAGAUCCAGCAGCAAAUACAUCUAGCAGCAAGAGAUGGCCAAGAACACCUAAGGCAAAGGCUCAGACCCUAGAAGACCUGACUGGUUUUCAAGAGCUCUUCCAAACACCAGGCCACACCAAGGACUCAAUUACUGAACGAGAGGACCAGUCAAGACCAGUGGAUACUUCAACAACCUCAAAGAGACGUUCUAAGACAAGUCUGGGGAAAAUAGAUGGGAAAGAAGAGCUCUCAAUACCUAGAAAACUAACACAGUCACCAGGCAGAGCCAUGCACACACCUUCAGUACCAAUUCAGAAGGGGAAAAACAUCAGAGAAUCUAUGCAAACUCCAAAGCAGAAACUAGAUCUGACAGAAAAUUUAACAGAACUUAAAAGACCAGCACGAACACCUAAGACAAAGGCCCAGCCUCUAGAAGAUUUGGCUGGCUUCCAAGAGCUCUUCCAAACACCAGGCCACUCCAAGAACUCAUCGACUACAGAAGAAACCCCAAGAACACUCUUCAGAUCUCCACAACCAAUGCCAUUGUGCACUGCAACAACCUCAAAGAGACAUUCUAAAAUAAGUCUAGGGAAAGUAGAUAUGAAAGAACAGCUCUCAUCACAGAAGAAAGUAACACAGUUACCAGGCAAAGCCACGCACACUCCUUUGGUACCAGUUCAGGAGAAAGGUAUCAGAACAUCUACAGAAACUCCAAAGCAGAAACUGGACCAGAGAGAAAGUUUAGCUGGAUUUGACAGAUGCCUGCAAACACCUGAGACAAAGGCCCAGCCCCUAGAAGACCUGAUUGGCUUCCAGGAGCUCUUCCAAACAUCGGGUCAUGGCAAGGACCCCAUGACUUCUGAGAAGACCACAAAAAUGCUCUGUAGAUCUCCACAAUCAGCACCAGUAGACACCCCAACUUCAAAGAGAUGUCGGAAGACAAGUCUGGGGAAAGUGGAUGUAAAACAAGAACUCUCAUUAGUGAGAGGGCUAACUCAAAUGUCAGAGCAAACCGUGUACACACUGAAAGUGAAAGUAGGUGGUGGUGACAAAAGUAUCUGCUGUGAUGCAUCUGCAGAGCAGACCCUGGACCCAUCCACAAAUGUAUCUGGCAGCAGGAGACAGCGAAGAAGAACUAAGACAGAGACUCAGCUCCUAGAAGAUCUGACUGGCUUCCAAGAGCUCUUCCAAACACCAGGUGAUGCCAAGGACCCAAUGAUUGUUGAAAUCACAAAAAUGCCCUGCGUUUCUCCACAACCAGGGCCACUUAGAACACCACCAACCUUAAACAGACGUCCCAGGACAAGUCUGGGGAUAGUGGAUAUGAAAGAAGUGCUAUCAGCCCCCAGGAAACCAACACAGUCACCAGCCAAAUCUUUGCACACACAUACAGUACCAGUUCAGGAGGAGAAGGGCAUCAAAGCAUCUGCUGAAACUCCAAAGCAGAAACUGGACCCAACUGAAAGUUUACAUGGACUCAAGAGACAGCCACAAACACCUAAGGAAAAGACCGAGGCCCUAGAGGACCUGACUGGCUUCCAAGAGCUCUUUCAAACACCUGAUCAUGCCAAAGAUCCAAUAACUCCUGAUGAAACUACAGAAAUGUCUAGUAGAUUUAUACAACCAGGAUCACUGAACACCCCAGCAACUUCAAAGAGACGUCCUAAAAUAAGUCUGGAGAAAGCAGAUAGGAAAGAGAUGUCUGCUCUGAGGAAGCUCAUGCAAACAACAGGGGAAGCCAUAUCCACAUCCAAAGUACUAGAGGGUGAUGACAAAGUGUUUAAGGAUUUUGUAGAACAGAAACUGAUACCAGUACCAACAAGCAACAAGAGGCAGCCAAAGAAACGUAAAGAGAAAGUCCCACCCUUGGAAGACCUAGUUGGCUUCCAGGAGCUCUUCCAAACACCAGGCCAUGCCAAAGACCGAAUAAUUACUGAUGAAACUACAAAAAUGCCCUGCGUAUCUCUGCAAACAGAAUCAGUGAACACUCCAACAAGAGUAGUGAGAUGGUCUACAACAAGUCUAGGGGAAAAAAAUGUGAAAGAACACUUAGCAGUGAACAGUUUAACACAAAUACCUGGGAAAAUUGCAUACACACAUGAAGAUCCCACAGAUGAUAAAGGUAAUGAAGUGUUUAAUAAAUCUACAAAGCAGAAACCCAACUCAGGAGAAAGUGUUACUGGCAGCAAGAGACUAAGAGGAGAAUCUAAGAAAAACUCUCAACCCCUAGAAGACCUGACUGGCUUCAAAGAGCUCUUCCAAACACCAGGUCACACUGAGGAAUCAGUGAGUGAUGAACAAAUUACAAAUAUGCCUUGCAGAUCACAACCAGAAUCAGUGAACACUCCCAGAAGGAAAAAAACAUUACCCAGCACACCCAGAGGGAAAGGGGAUACAAAAGAAGAACAAGUCAUACGUACACCAAAAGCAAUAGAAAGUGAUGACAAAAGCAUUAAAGCUUUUAAGGAAUCUGCAAAGCACACACUGGACCUAGCAGCAAAUAUAUCUGUUAGCAGGAGAUGGCCAAGAAUACCUAAGAUAAAGACCCAUGUUCUGGAAGACCUGACUGGCUUUCAAGAGCUCUUCCAAACACCAGACCAUGCCAAAGACCCAAUGACAACUGAUGAGACUGCAAAAAUGCCCUGCUCAUCUCUGCAAGCAGGACCACUGUACACUCCAACCUCAAAGAGAUGUUCUAAGAGAAGUCUGGGGAAAAUAGAUGGGAAAGAAGAGCUGUCAUCACUCAGGAGACAAAUGGAGUCACCAGGCAGAGCCAUGUACACGCCUUCAGUACCAGCUCAGGAGCAGGAAGGCAUCAGAGCAUCUACAGAAACUCCAAAGCAGAAACUGGAGCUGACAGAAAAUUUAACUGCACUUAGGAGACAGUCACAAACACGUAAGGCAGAGGCCCAGUUUCUGGAAGAUCUGUCUGGUUUCCAAGAGCUUUUUCAAACACCAGACCAUGCCAAAAACCCAAUGAAAACUGAAGAAAGUACAAAAAUGCCCUGCACAUCUCUGCAAGCAGGACCACUGUACACUCCAACCUCAAAGAGAUGUUCUAAGAGAAGUCUGGGGAAAAUAGAUGGGAAAGAAGAGCUGUCAUCACUCAGGAGACAAAUGGAGUCACCAGGUAGAGCCAUGUACACGCCUUCAGUACCAGCUCAGGAGCAGGAAGGCAUCAGAAUAUCUACAGAAACUCCAAAGCAGAAUCUGGACUUGAUAGAAAAUUUAACUACACUUAGGAGAGAGUCACGAACACCUAAGGCAAAGGCCCAGCCUCUAGAAGAUCUAUCUGGUUUCCAAGAGCUCUUUCAAACACCAAGCCAUACCAAGGACCCAGCGAUUGCAGACAAAACCCCCCAAACACUCUGCAGUUCUCAGUCAACACCAGUGGAUACUCGGACAACCUCAAAGCGAUGUCCUAAGACAAGUAUAGGAAAAAUGGAUGUGAAAGAGCUUUCAUUCGUGAGAAAAAAAACAUUGAGGGAAACUGUGCACACACACAAAGAAGCCAUAGAUGAUAAAGAUAAUGAAGUGUUUAAGGAAUCUGCCAAGCGAAAACUGGACCGAGCAGAAAAUGGACCUGGCACCAAGAGGCUGCAGCGAGCACCCAAGGAAAAGGACCAAGCCCUAGAAGACCUGGGUGGCUUCCAAGAGUUCUUCCAAAUGCCAGGACACUCUGAAGAAUCUGUUAGUGAUGAAAAGGCCACAAUAACACCCUACAUAUCUCCACAAUCUGAACCGGUCAGAACCCAAGCAAACACAAAGAGAGGCCCCAGGACAAGAGUCAGAAAAGUGAACGUGAAGGAAGAUUCCUCAGCAAUGCAAAAGCCAACCCGAAUGUCAAGGGCCACUAUUCACACCUCUAAAGUACCAGAAUGUGGUGACAAAGGCAUUGAACCUUUGAAGAAACUUGAAAAGAAAACACUGGACCUUGCUGCAGGUGUAAGUGGCAACAGGAGAUGGCCAAGAGCAGCUAAGGCAAAAGCUCAGCCCUUACAAGACCAGGCUGGCUCUAGAGAACUAAGCCAAACAUUAAGCCACACUGAGGAAUUAGUGAGGGAUGAAAAAACCACAAAAAUGCCCUGCAGGUCCUCACAACAGGAACCAGGGGACACUUUAACAACCUCAAGGAGAGGACCCAGGACAAGAUUUGGGAAAGUAGACAUGACAGAAGAGCUCUCAACACAGAGAAAGCAAACAGGAACAACAGGAGAGACCGUGAACACACACAAAGAACCUACAGAUGAUAGUAAAAGUAUCAAAGAGUUUAAGGAAUCAACCAAGCGAAAACUGGAACCAGAAGAAGAUGUAACUGCCACCAAGAGGCUGCGAGGGACACAUAAGGAAAAGACCCAACUGCUGGAAGAUCUGGCCGGCCUCAAAGAACUAAUCCCCAAACCAGCUUACACUGAGGAAUCAUUGAGGGGUAAAAAAACUACAAAAAUGCCCUGCAAAUCUUCACAACCAGAACCAGUGGACGCUCCAACAAGCACGAAGAGGCAACUCAGGGCAAGACUUGGGAAUGUCAAUGUAAAAGAAGGACUCUUGGUUGUGAGGAAGCCAACACGAACCUCAAGGGCCAUCACCCACACCUCCAAAGUGCCAGAAGGUGAAGACAAAGACAUCAAAGCUUUUAAGGAAUCUUCAGAACAGGCACUGGACCCAGCCACUAGUGUAACAAGCAACAGGAGGUACCCAAGAGCAUCUAAGGCAAAGUCUCAAGUGGAAGACCUACCUAGCCCUAAAGAAAUAAGCCAAAUCCCAGACCAUACUGAAGAACAGAUAAAUGAUGUUCAUAACCUGAAGAGCAGUCUACAGCAAACACCUGACAGUAUAAAACCUCUGAAAACAUUUAGAAGGGUUCUUAGGGUCCCCAAAGAAAAAUCCAUAGAUUUGGUGGACACCAAAGACCCUGCAGCAUCACAGAGCAAAAGUAACAUAUCACUGGCCCCCAAGUGGAAAUCUGGACAAGACAGAAAUAUCUCAAGAACCAGGGGCUGCGUGACUACACUACGGGACACAAUAGGAGAGAAUCUGGUUCACAAUAAGCAGAGGACUACUCCCAGGGAGAGAUACAAAUCCCGUGAUCCCUUGAACAUAAUGAAGAAACGUGUGAGAGUUGUUAUGAACAGAAUUGAAUCUGUAGAAGAACAGAACAAUAAUAUGAAAUCUAUCAAAAAAGAACACACGGUACAAGACUCAAGCACUCCAAAUAAGGGAAUGUCUUUGCGCUCCAGACACCAAAAUAAAACUGAUGUAAACCAGCAAAAACUUGAAAUUCCUAUAUCAGAAAAAGCCAAACUAAAGAGACAUGAAAAGAAGUCCAUGAAGACAUCUGAAGAAUCAGAGCAACAGAUCCCAGGUGAUGGAGCUGGGAAACCUACAUCUAAGGGCAAAGUUGGUGGAAACAGGAUAUGCUUGAGACCUGGAAGACAAAAUAAGAGCUCCCAGCCUCAUACAGCAGAGGAGGAUGUAAAGGAGAAAAACAUGGAAAUCUUUGUGAAGAAUGGGAAAGAAAAUGAAGUAACCAAUAAUUCAGACACUGUAAGUUUGAGAUCCAGAAGGGCUAGAAUUCAGCCAAAAGGAAACACUUUGGAGAGUGACUCUGAGCAAAGAAUAACUCGAGGUGCCAAGAAAUGUGCAGAAAAUCCAAAGAAGGAUAAGGACAUCAAGGACACCAAGAAAAUCAGAACCAGAAGUCAUCGGAACAUUGAAGAUAUUUAGCAAAUAAAUUUAAGGGAGAAAAAGGGCUAGGGAUUUAGCUCAGUGAUUCCACAGCCUGCCUUGCAAUCGCAAGGUCCUGAGUUUGAUCCCCAGUACCAAAAAAAAAAAUUUAAGGGAGAAAAAUAUAUAAUAUUUUAGCUGUAAGUUCUAGUUUAAUUUUCACCAUUAAUGUAAAAGUGAACUCUGUAAAUAAUUGUAUCGGUGUAUUUAAGGGAAGAAAACCUAGAAUCUUUUAGCUUUGCAUCUUGGUGAUAACCACCAUCUUGCCCACCAGGUGAUUCUGGCUGGCAUUCCAAACCCUACCCUGUAAAGUCCUGAAGACAGCUGAGCAUCUGGUGCCAGGCACUGAUGCGUGGACUGUUUCUUAACUGACCUCUAAUGUGUUAAUAGUCUUUGAGAGAGCCCACAUACAUACAUUUGUCUAGCGUAGCAUAUAAGCCCCUUCCUCUUAUCUCUGAAUCUAGGAAUCCUGUGUUGCUACUUGCCGAGACAGGCUUCUGUCCCUUCUGUCCAUUAAGUUCUUAAUAAAUUGCAUUCUUUGUUAAAAAAUAAAAGAAUUGUCUAGCUCUGA